Molecule: messenger RNA, 318 nt
Organism: Hyalella azteca
Lineage: Eukaryota; Metazoa; Arthropoda; Malacostraca; Amphipoda; Hyalellidae
Product: ice-structuring protein 4-like
Exons: 2
Coding region: 1-318 (105 amino acids)
Molecular function (GO): ice binding
Source: RefSeq, a predicted model, not a curated record
AUGGGUAAAGACGCUGCUACUGCCGCUGCAGACGCUGCUACUGCCGUUGCAGACGCUGCUACUGCCGCUGCAGACGCUGCUACUACCGCUGCAGACGCUGCUACUGCCGCUGUAGACGCUGCUACUGCCGCUGCAGACGCUGCUGAGGCCGCUGCAGACGCUGCUACUGCCGCUGCAGACGCUGCUACUACCGCUGCAGACGCUGCUACUGCCGCUGCAGACGCUGCUACUGCCGCUGCAGACGCUGCUACUGCCGCUGCAGACGCUGCUACUGCCGCUGCAGACGCAGGAUUAUACACAUCGCUGAGGAUCUCAUGA